AUGGCUGUAUCGCUUGAGAACUUCGAAGUUGUUCGAAUCAGUGGACAGCAACAGACCUCGUCAUUUGGUUACAUUGAAGACUAUCCUUUUCCGUUGGCAUUGCAGACACGAAGAGGAUGGAAGCCAAGCCUAGAAGAAGCAGUAUCGCAUCUAGAGUCGAUAAGCGCAACAGGAGCGGUUUUUGACCUGGUAAAACGACACGGUGGGGCUGUCUUGAUUCGAGGGCUUCCAAUCGAGAACGCAGAGGGCUAUAGUCGUAUUGCCCAUGCCUUCGGACUCGAACCUCAUGAAGAAGUCGGACGUCCACCUAUCCGCACUGUUCUCGCAAAAAACGUAAAGACCGCGAACGAAGGCCCGCCGGAACUACCGAUCUGGCCACACAAUGAGUACGGGUGGUCGACGCAUAACCCUGCAUGGCUGACCUUCUCUUGUCUCCAAGUGCCCGAAACCGGUGGCGCGACACCAGUCAUAUCGAGCAUCGGCCUCGCCCGCAAGCUCAAAUCGUUGGCACCCGGCUUUUACCAGCAACUGCUAGAGAAAGGAGUGCGAUACAUUUACAGAUAUGGUCGACAGCAAGUGACCUCAACGACCGGUGCGAGUGUCUUCGCUGCAUACGGCCAGUACAUUGCAGAAGGAGACAGUGAAGCCACAAUACGCCAGAAAAUCGAAACUGAGGUCAAGCGCCACAGCAGCUUGUUCCAAUGGCAUGACGACGGUAGUCUGAGCGUGACACACAUCGUGCCCAUCAUCCGCCAGCAUGUCUCUACGGGCCUGACAACUUGGUUCGGCAACCUGACUUCCGCGUACGGUCGCUCGCGCCACCAUGGCGCAACGGAACCCCCGUUCCGUGGAGACGAUGGCUCGUAUCAUCCGCUACCAACAUAUGGAGAUGGCUCGCCCAUCGCGACUGCCGAAUUGGAACUCGCGCUGAAUCUUGCAGAGAAGCUACAGGUCGAUUUGCAUUGGCAGAAGGGUGAUAUCGUACUUAUUGACAACUAUGUUGUUAUGCAUUCAAGGAAGCCUUGGGUCGGGGACAGGGUGGUUCUUGCAGCGCUGUGGGAUCAAGAGGGCAGGAUUGCAGAUCUUGCGGAAGGAGAACGGCUACACGAGUGGAAAGAAUCUCUUGAUCAAAAGAGUGUGGACAUCAGUACGCCUUGA
Molecule: messenger RNA, 1158 nt
Organism: Boeremia exigua
Lineage: Eukaryota; Fungi; Ascomycota; Dothideomycetes; Pleosporales; Didymellaceae
Exons: 1
Coding region: 1-1158 (385 amino acids)
Molecular function (GO): oxidoreductase activity
Source: RefSeq, a predicted model, not a curated record